AGUUUUUUCCGGACUUUUAAAAUUUUUAAAGAAUAUUUCAGCUGAAAAAUACAGAAAAAGUGUUACGUAUACUUUGAGUAUAUUUAUCUACUUUUUGUCAGCUGAAUUGCCAACCAAAAUGUUCCUACAAUCUCCUUUAUUCCUUUUUUUCAUUGUGACUAGCAAUGUGAUCUGUGGAUUUAAAAUUAACAAACAAGAGUACCACAAAAGGAGUGGUUUUCUAGGUAACCAGUUUAGUGGCUCUGACAGAAAUGGGGGCGACAGUUCUUCAGCAGGUACUGGUUUUCCGGCCAGUAAUGAAAGACCGGUCAGUUUCAGUGGAAACCUCUUAAAUGCAAACGGUGGAAGAGAUUUCAGUGGCAGCAGCGGUAGCCCGUUUAACUCAAAUGGAAAUGCAGGUAUUUUUCCUGGUAGCACUUCUGGGAGUGGUGGUAAUCAAGGAGGGGAUGGUCCGUUCAGUGGAAAUGGUGGUUCGGGAGGUUUUGGGGGCGGAUCUAGUCCGUUUAAUUCAAAUGGGAAUGGAGAAGGAGGAUUUCCAGGUAGCAACUCAGGAAACGGUGCCAUUCAAGGAGGUGGUGGUCCAUUUAAUGCAAAUGGUAAUGGUGGUGGUUCGGGAGGAUUUGGGAGCGGGUCUAGUCCGUUUUCCAAUGGAAAUGGAGGAGGAGGAGGAUUUUCCGGAAGCAACUCGGGGAAUGGUGCCAUGCAAGGAGGGGGUGGUCCAUUUAAUGCAAAUGGUGGAUCCGGCGGUAGUGGGAGCGGAUCCAGUCCAUUUUCCAUUGUAAACGGUAACAGCAAUAGUGGUGGAUCUAUGAGUUCUGGAGGAAGUCCAUUCAGUAAUGCUGCCAAAGGUGGGGGAAAAGGAAUGGGACCUGGACCUUUUAGUACAGCUGGAAAUGCAGGUGGAUCUAGUCCUUUCAAAGCCAAUGGAGGCAAAAUGGCAAGUCCUUUUAGCACAGCCGCCAAAGCAGGUUCCGGUGAAACUCCAUUCAAAAUUUCCAACUCGGCACUAGGUGGAAAGUCUCCUUUUGGUACAUCAACAUUUCAAGGUGUUGAUUUUGGAAGUAUGGGCGGAGCACUGGCAACAAAUAAUGCCGUAGGAAACCCAAUGGAUGCCAGUUCCUUGGUCGCAAAUUCAGGAGGCCCCGGCGGUCUCACAGGAUCGUCAUUUGCUACAAACAUCGAUACGGACGGGGGCCCAGGGGGGUUAACAGGAGGGUCAUUCCAGGUGGGAACAGAUUCAUCCGGACCAGGAGGACUUGCAGGUGGAGGUUUCCCCCAGACGGACAAUACAAAUGGAGCUGUUUACAUCAACACGGAUUCAGACCUAGGAGAUAGACAAUCCACACGAUUUGACACGGCCAAAUAUGAACAAAUGUUAUCGCAGCUUUACAACCCAAACAAUUACGAAUCACAGCUUCUGGAGAAACCUUUCGACGGAAAAGAUUACAGCAGCAGCAAUUCUAAUUCCUUUGGAUCAGGGGUGAACUACGUGAGAGGUCAUACGGGUCAUAGUUCAGCAGGCUCCCUCUCUGGUGGAAAACAGACAGACGAGCCGGGUCCAUUUGAUACUCGACCAUUCAAACAGGUCCAAAGUCCGUUUAUUUCACACGCUGAAACUCAGUACAAAGGUUCCAACUAUCAUGUGGACGCCGCUUCUUCUCUUGGCGGACAUAACUAUGCAGCUGUUGGUUACUCGGGGGGAACCUAUAAUAUAGAUUCCAGUGCAUCUAGCCGAUAUAACGCUGGAAACGCGGCAAGUUACGUCACUGGCAGUGGAACCGGAAGUUCUAGUGGUUACGAGACUCCUUUUGACAAACACGUGGAUAAUUAUAAUGAGCUCAUAUCCAAUCCUUUUAACUCAAAUAUGAAAUCAGAUCCGGGUAGCGAUUACAGUCACGGUUCCUUCGGGACUCCUUUUGAAUCUCAGAUGCAGAGUGGAGGAAUGGGAAGUGAAAAUCCAGGAGGAAACCCAUUUCGCCAAGGAGGAAACAAAGCUGGGAUGUCUAUGACGUAUAACAAUAGACCCUUCAGCGGGUGAAAAUGACAACCUGCAUGAACAAUCAACACACUGAUGUCACGUUUCUCUGGAAUUGUUUUCUGCGUGUAUUAUACAGAAUAAUAGUUUCAAUAAAAUAUAUCCUUGGUUA
Molecule: messenger RNA, 2147 nt
Organism: Saccostrea cuccullata (small rock oyster)
Lineage: Eukaryota; Metazoa; Mollusca; Bivalvia; Ostreida; Ostreidae
Product: loricrin-like
Exons: 9
Coding region: 119-2038 (639 amino acids)
Source: RefSeq, a predicted model, not a curated record